UAUUGUUUUUUUGUUUGUUAUUAUUUUCAUUGUCAGUUUUACCGAGAUUAAAUGCAUGACGUCAAAUGGGAACCAUUUUAUUUCGUAGUUGGAGUGUACAGAGUCCAUAAAAUCAGAGAAUCGAAGAAACCAAAUGAAAACCAAGUAAACCAAACUAUGCAAAUAAAGAGAAUAUGUUCAAUAUGAAUGUGGAAAGACACUAGAAGAAACUCAAUAACAAUGAAACUAUUAAAAAAGAAAGAAAAAAACAAUGGUAUAGGUCAAGUUUUUCUUGUGACUUGUUGUGAUUUUAUAUAAAAUAUUUUUGUGUCUGAGUAUUAAGUCACGGUGCUGUACGUUUGACCUCAACUGUCAAUAUUUCCAUGGCAAUCAGUAUUAUUUGAUAUUUUUGGAAGAGUUGAACAAAGCUAUCGUUUGUCUUGUGAUCUGUCUAGUUUGUCUUACCAACAUGGCGGGACUUAAAACUUUUACUGACGACUUGGAAGCACAGUUAACUUGUGUUAUUUGUAACGAUAUCUUUACUGAUCCAAGGACACUACCGUGUCUACAUACUUUCUGCUUUAAAUGCAUCAAAAAUUGGAACGAAGCUUGUCAGAGAGAAAUGAAGAGACUAAGGUGUCCAACUUGUCGAGCAGUAGUCAAGAUCGAAGGAGACGACAUCUCGAAGCUUCCUUCUUCCUUUACAUACAAAUCGCUGCUUCAGCUAUUCAACGUCAUGAAGACCAAGACUGACGAACAGAGCCAACAGCAGCUUCCAGAGUGUGUAGGUUGCAACAAACGAAGCGUAUUGGUUGGAUUUUGUCCUCAAUGUGAAGGAAUGAUUUGUAAUGAAUGCAUCAACCAACACAAAACAAAGUCAUCAAUAAAAACCCAUCAAGCAACGCUGUGGAGCGAAUUCAAGACACAAAAUGUCAACAGUUACAUUAACAAUCAAUCCAUUUGUAAGGAGAAAUUUCACCAGAAAUGCCGUCUCGAUUACUACUGCAUCACUUGCAGAAAGUGCAUUUGCAAUAAAUGUUCUGCAACAGCACACAGCAUCCAUGACAAGGUCAGCAUCGAGCAGGCAGCUGAAGAUGCUAAAAAGCUUAUCAGAAACGAAAAGGAUCGACUGAAUGAGCUGCUUAUCGGUUACAAGAAAGAUUUAGAACUGUCCAAUGAAAAUAUGACAAGGAUUCAAAGCGAGGUUGAUGCAGCAAAGGCAAAAGUACGAAAUGAUACACAAGCUCUGAUGAAGAUUCUACAAGACCGUCAAAACGCUUUGAUUGCUACCUUGGACGGCCUCCUUGCAGAACAAACAACAGCAAAUGAAGACGAGAAAAAAGAUAUCGACGGCAACAUCCAACAAUUCACUGAACUGAAACAUCAGUGUGAAACAACGGAAGACAAAAACUUAGAGAAAUUCAUAUUAGAAAGCUAUGAAAAUUUACUAGAAGUUUGUAAAACCACAGCGCAAAACAAGUCCAUCUUAUCGACCAAACCAGUCAAGCGAAACACAAGCAUUAGCUUCAUUCCAAACCCGGAAGCCAUUGCCAUGAUGCGAAAAUUCCAACUCGGCGAGGUAGUGGAAAGCGUGACAGAUCCGUCUCGUUGUUCUAUGGAAUCUGUAAGUAACGUCAGACGUGGUUGUAUCAAUGGAUUUGUGAUCGUGACAAGAAAUUCACAAGGGUAUAUAUGCCAUACCAACAAAGGCUCAAUUGAUGUACAAAUCCAAGAUGUUGAUGGCAAGAAUGUGCAGAAAGAACUGAUUGAAACUGAAACUGGAAGAUUUCUAGUUAGAUAUAAAGCAGAGAAACCUUCACCGUACAAAUUUGUGGUGAGUAUUGGAGGAAAAGAAAUCAAAAACUCAGCACAGAACAUUGAGACAAUCCAUGCUAAAGCAGAUUUUAAGCCCUCGACGAUAACUGAUGUCGAAGGGAGGAUGUCCAAUCCUAUUACACUUGAUGUAAAUGACAGUGGCCACAUUGCUGUGGUUAACCGUGAUUUAAAUAAAAAGGAUUUCCGUGUUGUGUUGUUCAAUGCAGAUGGAGAGUAUUUGCGAGACAUUGGUGGUGCAGGAUCAGGAGAUGGUCAGCUGAGUAAUCCAGGUGGAGUCAUCUUCAACGAGUAUAAAAUAGUCAUCAGCGAUAAUCCAGGUGAUUGUGGCUGUAUCAAGGUAUUUGACAUCGAUGGUACCUACAAAAGAACUCUUAUUGGACUACAUAGAGGCAUGUUUUUGAAAAGAAUGUGUACAGCCAAUCAAACCAUCGCAUGUUUGUGUUACAAUACCAAUACUAAGGAGACAUUUAUAAAGUGUUUUGAUAGACACAGUUAUGAUCACCUUCAUGACAUCAAACUGAAUGCCGUCCCCGAUGAAAGUCAUAUAGAGCCUUCCUCAUUAGUUUAUCACAACAAUAAGUACUUUGUAUCGUUUAUUGGUCUGGACGCUGUUUGUGUUUUUGACGAGAAUGGUGUUCUACUGUACACGUUUGGAAUGAAAGGCAACAAAGAAGGUCAGUUUAACUGUGUAGGUGGAAUUGCCGUGUUUGGUAAAGAAAUGCUUCUUGUUUGUGAUAUAUAUAACCACCGCGUGCAAGUCUUCAGUCAAGACGGUCAGUUCAUAAGGUCCUUCGGUAGCCAUGGUUCAGGUUUUGGUCAAAUGAAAUGUCCUUUUGACGUUGCUGUUACACCAGAUGGUCGAGUAUUUGUGCUGGAAUGGUUGGGUACACGAGUGCAGGUGUGGAGAUGAGAUCUGUUGACUGCCUUCAUAGCGAUGUACCCAUGAAACAAAUACUAACUGUUACACACCAAAUAUGUACAAUUGUAGUCAUAGAGAACAUGCCCUAAAUCAGUUGUCCUCUGUAGCAGCAGAACGUUUGUUUUUAUCGUAUUUUAGAAGGACCAAAAAAAAAUCCCAGAUGAAACACUACACUCAAAUUCACAGUUUGAGAACCAUAUUCAUUAUGGAUAGUAAAAUUGCUGUAGUUUAGGAACAAUACAUUUUCUUAGAAUUUUCAGCUUUUCACUCAAAAACCAAGAUUACCAUACUCCGUAUACAAAAUCACAAUUUACAAUAAUUUACGAGAUUGAAUAUUAUUUUAAAGUAA
This is a messenger RNA of Exaiptasia diaphana, 3083 nucleotides long. Its product is annotated as E3 ubiquitin-protein ligase TRIM71. Gene Ontology annotation, biological process: protein polyubiquitination; proteasome-mediated ubiquitin-dependent protein catabolic process. NCBI's taxonomy places the organism in Eukaryota, Metazoa, Cnidaria, Anthozoa, Actiniaria, Aiptasiidae. Gene Ontology annotation, molecular function: ubiquitin protein ligase activity; zinc ion binding; protein binding. The transcript has 2 exons. The record is from RefSeq and is a predicted model, not a curated record. The coding region runs from base 449 to 2725 and encodes 758 amino acids.